AUGCAGCUCACCAACCUCCUCCCCGCCCUGGCGACCCUCGCCAUGACCGCCGCGGCCCUCCCGACGGCCGACAACGCCAAGGCCAACGCGGUCACCGCCCGCACCGACGGCGGCAGCGGCAGCGGCAGCUCCGGCUGCGACAACCACCAGCAGGCCGUCUGCUGCAACGGCAUUCUCGGCUGCCUCGUGUCCCUGCUGGGCAGCAACUGCGCCGGCUCGACGUACUGCUGCUCGACCAACGAUGCGCCGGGCACGCUGAUCGAUAUCAACCUGCUCAACUGCGUCUUCCUGCGCUAA
This is a messenger RNA of Thermothielavioides terrestris NRRL 8126, 297 nucleotides long. RefSeq lists its product as uncharacterized. Lineage: Eukaryota; Fungi; Ascomycota; Sordariomycetes; Sordariales; Chaetomiaceae. The coding region runs from base 1 to 297 and encodes 98 amino acids. Gene Ontology annotation, molecular function: structural constituent of cell wall. The transcript is spliced from 2 exons. Gene Ontology annotation, cellular component: fungal-type cell wall. The record is from RefSeq and is a predicted model, not a curated record.